CCGUGGCAGGGCGCGAGGGGUUGGUUGUGUUGCGUUUCCAAGGGGAAGCCGGAGCGGCGCUGCUGGGCCCGAGUCCCGGCGGCGGGGGAAGCCAGCGAGGCCCGGCCCGGUCUGGUGUGGCCGGCAGCGCGGGCGGGACCAUGAGCUUGGCCUUGAGGAACGAACUUGCAGUAGACAAAACUAAAAGGAAGAAAAGAAGAGAACUGACUGAAGAACAGAAGCAGGAAAUUAAAGAUGCUUUUGAACUGUUUGAUGCAGACAAAGAUAAAGCAAUAGAUUAUCAUGAAUUAAAGGUGGCAAUGAGAGCCUUGGGUUUUGAUGUAAAAAAGGCUGAUGUGCUAAAAAUACUUAAAGAUUAUGAUCGAGAAGCAACAGGAAAAAUCACAUUUGAAGAUUUUAAUGAAGUUGUGACAGACUGGAUAUUGGACAGAGAUCCACAAGAAGAGAUACUCAAAGCAUUCAAAUUAUUUGAUGAUGACGAUUCAGGUAAAAUAAGCCUGCGAAACCUACGACGUGUUGCUAGAGAACUUGGUGAAAACAUGACAGAUGAGGAACUGCGGGCUAUGAUUGAAGAAUUUGAUAAAGAUGGAGAUGGAGAAAUCAAUCAGGAAGAGUUCAUUGCAAUUAUGACUGGAGAUGUUUAAAAUCACAAGAAAAGAAGUGAAUUCAGCACAAAAAAGGGAGGAUUAUUGGCAGUUAACAUUUCAGUUGCCCCAUUAUGUUUUUAUUUCUUUUACUGGAUGCAUUCACAAACAGUUUUUCCUCACAGGACCAAAAGAAACACACAUCUUACAUACUGAUACUUCAGUAUUUUGUAACUGAAUCCUAUCAUUAGAAUAAAUGAUACACUCUCAUUUUAGAAUACAGUGUUAAGUUUCUUAAAUGUUUAAGUACCCAUUUGUAAAAUAGCUUUGUAUAAAAUUUCUAAAUUAAAUCAUAUUAUAAAUUUUUUUGAAGUUGACUUUAUGUUAGCAUUAGCUGUGGCCUUAGUUUUGAUAUAUAAAGGUUUGACAAACUUCAUUUUAAUAAAAAUGUUCUUUUAUUGCA
This is a messenger RNA of Alligator sinensis (Chinese alligator), 1047 nucleotides long. It is a transcript of the gene CETN3, whose product is annotated as centrin 3. The transcript has 5 exons. Gene Ontology annotation, molecular function: calcium ion binding; microtubule binding. Gene Ontology annotation, biological process: spindle pole body duplication. NCBI's taxonomy places the organism in Eukaryota, Metazoa, Chordata, Crocodylia, Alligatoridae. The coding region runs from base 141 to 644 and encodes 167 amino acids. The record is from RefSeq and is a predicted model, not a curated record. Gene Ontology annotation, cellular component: myosin II complex; microtubule organizing center.